GAAGCGCUAUGUCAAUCGUGACGCGGAGCCAAUGGUCUGCGAGGGAAUUUGGCGGUGAAGCGCGGGACGGAAGAAGAUGAUGGCGGUUCGGAAAGUAACGGCAGGUGAAUGAUUGCAUCGCUUUUGUUGAAAAAGUGCCAGUGCGAAAGAUGGAGACAAAACUGUUGGACUUCUUGGAUGGCAGAUGCAGAGCCUUAUCUCCAUCUUAUAGUUUUGAAAAUGGCAAGAAGUCAAGAGCAGCUUUGUUUGGACUUGAGAAGAAGUUGAAUGAUUCAUUUGACCUCAGCAAAACGUUCCCACGAAUGGCAAAACCUGCCCUCCAGAAGAUGGCUCCAGGAACCUACUGGAACUUAGAGUCUUUUACAGGUGAUUCUCUGAACUCCUACAGUUAUUCUUCUGUGGCCUCUCAAAAUAUUCUUUUGCCAUAUCUUAGUGGUUCCUUCUCUUGCCCUGGGUCUAAUACAUCAAGCAACAUUUGGAAUCUUUUUGGAGGUGACAAUUCAACUCUCCCCACUGUGGUUCGGAAUCCUAACAAAGCCAUCCUUACAAUAGAUGGUCUGACUACGGAGAUAUUGGUAGCCAAUGACAUGGCUUGUAAGCUGCUUUGUUAUAGUAGCAAAGAGCUGAUUGGUCAGAAGUUAUCUUCACUCAUAUCAAAGUCCAACCAAGUGCUGGAAGAGGCGUUGUAUGAAGACCAUCCGGAAAUUGAUGGACAAUUUGUGACUGUCUCAGGAAAAGUGAUUGACAUUAUUGGCAAGGAUGGAGUGGAGAUUCCAGUGUCGGUCUGGAUGAAACGCAUGACCGGUGAAGAGAGGCAGUGUUGUGUUGUGGUGAUGGAACCUGUAGAGCGACUUACUGCCUCUGUCACAUUCACAGACACGGGAAGAAUUUUAUCAUGUGACAAGCCAUUUGCCUAUCUCCAUGGUUAUGCAUCUGAAGAGGAGGUUGUUGGCUUUUCAAUAACUGAUGUCAUUCCUUCAGUAAAGAUACCGUCAUCUUGUAAGAAGAUACCAAAGAAUUUGAAAAUUCAGCGAGCAGUCGGCAGAGCAAAAGGUGGCAGCACUUUUCCUCUCAGUAUUAAACUCAGCCUUAAAGUCCCGGAGAAUUACAGCACUGGGGUGCAGAAAUAUAUUCAUGCUGCAGCUGAUUCCCAGGACGAUAUAAAUGAAGCAAUCUCAGACAUGGACGUGGUUUUCUCAGGAAUUUUGUGGGUUUUUACUACUGUCAGUGGUCUGAUCACUCUUCUGCCAGAUGGAGCUAUACACAGUUUGAAUAAUAACUUUGCUCUUAUGUUGUUUGGCUAUGAGAAAACAGAGUUGUUGGGCAAGAAUAUUACAUUUUUAAUUCCUGGUUUCUAUGACUACAUGGACCCAAUUGAUGAUGGAUUUCUACCAUUAUCUUCUCUGGAAGAUGAAGCCGAUGAAGUAGAAGUAUGUCGUAAUGGUGAGGCAAGUGUAGGAGGGUGCUAUAGUUACACAGCACUGUCUGACAUUAUGCCAGAAGACCGGGAUUAUGCAGGUAGCAUCAACCUGCUUUGCAAUAACAUCAAGAUGUCUAAUAAGGUCCCUGCCUUAUCUGACACAACAAAGAAAGAUCCAAGCCUGUUGGUUGCUGGAAAUAGAGCUCUUGUACAACAGGCAAAAGACUGUGGUAUAGGAUCAAAGGUCCCAAUAUUUACCGGAACCAGUUCAAGGUUAAAUAGUAACUGCAGCCUUCCUUCCACCAUGUCAUCUCCAAAAGUCACCUCGACUCCUUUCAGCAGACCAGGGAGUGAUAACACAAAUGAAAUGGUUGUCCAAGCGAAACAACUUCAGCCUGUGAAGGAGAGCAGUAAUUCCUUGCGACUUUUGGAAAGUGCUGCCACCAAAAAUCUCUUGUCACCAUCCAUUACUGCUGUUGGUUCGAAAAGGACUGAUGAAUGUUCAUCUCAAUUUGAAGAAAUAAAUCCAGAGAACACUGAAGAACAUUUGGUUCCAAAGGACUCAACUGUGGCACUGUGCUCUGCUGGUGGGUGCGGAUUUUGUUCACUCUCUGCAUCAUCAGCAGUAGCCUGUCACUGCAGUGAAGGAAUGGGUAAAUUACCACGCUCAUCAAAUCUAAACCCACUUUUGUCCAUGUGUGGUCAGCAAACCAGUUUGUCAGGAGAUGUAGUAACCUCUUCAGAUCAAAAUGGUGAUGGCAUGCAACAUCGUGGCAAGAUCUGUGAUUCCCCAGGGACCCCAACCCUGGAUGAAAACGUGCCUGGAAAUGGGACUUCUCCCAGAAUUCUCGUAAUACCCGAGGAAGAUAAAGCUGUGUAUCAUAAUUAUCUUGGUGGCCAAUCUAAUGAAGUAGGUAUAGCAAAUGAAAGUUGGUGGCAACAAGUCUCCUAUGAAUUUAGUCUUCCAUCUGAAAACCACAAAGAACAAAACAGUGUCUACAAAGAAAGGCAUGAAAUGAUUUAUUCUGCCAGGUUAAGUGGUCAAAUAAAUCUAUCUGCAAGCCAACACCAGCAGUGUGACACAAAGAUUGAAAACCAGCCAGAGGCUGAUGUAAGUUCAAUUCUGUAUGGUCUUAAGGAUCUGGAGCUCAGCAGCGAUUCAGAACUUAUUUCUGUAGAUCAGUCUGGCACUUCUUGCACGACCUCAGAGCUUCUCAGGACUCCAUCACCUUAUGUGAUUGAUUCAGACCUUGAAUCAGAAUCUGAGCAAAGUAAGAUAGCUGCUGUGAAAGAAAUUAAUACAUCUACUUGCAGUUACCAAAGUACAGAAAUAACCAGCCACUGUGUAGGAGCACCAGAACAAUUCUCUGUUUGUCCAAGGAUCACUGAUAUUCUGUCUGAAGGAUUAAUUUAUAGCAAGGGUCAUCUGCGUAAUAGUGAAAUAAGUGCCAGUGAACACUCAGUGCGGCAGAGUCCUUGUCUGGAAAUUAUGGGAAGUAAGGAUGAACUGGAAGGACAUGUUACAUCAACACCAAAAUCCCAUAAAUACUUGAGCUCAGAUAGUUCUUUAAAGCCCAAUUGUGAAAUUAAUGAGGGGAACUAUACUGGUAACUGCUAUCACAGGGAUGGUUCCAGACUAUGCAUAGUGUUUCAGGUCAAGUGUCUACAGUUGCGAGAUGGAGGAAAAUUGUAUUGUGUGUGGGUAGUGCGGAAUCAUGCUCAGAGUCGGAGAGAGGCUGGGCUGAAGAAUCUUUUAUUGUCUACUCUAAACAGCACUUCCCUAUCUGCAGCACACUCUAUCAGCUUGGGAGAGGUUAUAAUGGAAACCGCAAAGUUACAUGGUUUAACGUAUUCAGAAGAUUUGGAGAUGGCGAAAGCUUGUGAAGGAGAAUACUCUGAGUUUUAUACCACGGUCAGCCCACUAGGGAAGGGAGCUUUUGGUUUUGUGUGGACAGCACAUCAAAAAUUUAGCAAUAAAGAGGUUGUGGUGAAAUUUAUUCGUAAGGGCAAGAUUGUUGAAGACUGUUGGGUUGAUGAUGCGGACCUGGGCAGAGUAAGUCAGGAGAUCGCAAUCCUUGCUCGACUCAACCAUCCCAACAUAAUCAAGGUACUUGAUGUGUUUGAGAACCCGGAUUUCUUUCAACUUGUAAUGGAGAAACAUGGAACUGGCCUGGAUCUCUUUGAAUUCAUUGACCAGCAGCCAGACUUGGAUGAGCCCUUAUCCAGCUUCAUAUUUAGACAGAUUGUGGCCGCUGUGGAUUAUCUACACAGUAAAUGCAUUCUGCAUCGGGAUAUCAAGGACGAGAACGUGAUUAUUGACGAGGAUUUCACUGUUAAGCUUAUUGACUUUGGUUCAGCUGUGAACUUGGAGCCUGGGAAAGUUUUCCGUACAUUUUAUGGAACAAUUGAAUACUGCUCUCCAGAGGUACUGAUGGGAAACCCGUAUUCUGGAUCUGAGUUGGAGAUAUGGUCCCUGGGAGUGACAUUGUAUACCCUGGUCUUUGCAGAGAACCCAUUCAGUGAUGUAGAAGAGACAGUAGCAGCUGUCCUAAAACCACCUUUUCAAUCCUCCAAUGACUUUAUGAACUUGGUGUCAUCUAUGCUGCAGCCUGAUCCUUGCCUCCGCCUAACUUUGGAAGAACUAAUGAAGGACCCAUGGGUGACACAGCCUGUCAAUCUGGCCCUCUACACCUGGGAGGAAGUGUACUCUGCCAAAGAAACAUCAUUUGCGAACUGUUCUGUGUCUGGAGAGGACCACAGAUUGCUCAUUCCCCCUCUGAGGUUUGCUGACAAUGAGAGUGAAGUAAGUGCUGACAAGGUUUCUUCUGCAGACCUCCUCCAAGCUGAACGUUCACGUGAUCUAUGCAAGAAUGAUGAGGACACAGUUCCAUCUUCGGCAGAGCUCCAGGCUGACCUCUUGGAAUAUUUGUAUAGCCAGGACUGAUAGAAACAUACCUGGGCAGCAAAGCAGAACAUAGGGAAGCUGCAUUUGUUUUAACAUUGUAUUUUUGAGUUGUACAUCAAGGUAAAGUGCAUGUUGUGCUGUAGGAAACAGUAAGGUCUCCAAUACAUCGAGUGAAGUAACUGCUGGGAAAGUGGGAUCUCCCAUACUCCUGGGGCUGGAACAAUUUUCAAUGUUAAAGAAUUGCAACUUUGGGAAGGUCAUCCGCUGCCCAAAGUUAUCUGCGAACUGACUGGCUGAAACAUGGUUGCGGGUGGCCAGUCAAACCUGGUCAGGUCCUACUUCCAUUCCUGCAUUCUGUAAAUACAACUGUAAACUAGCCUUGGGACCCGGGGCAUUCUAAGACCAUAUCUAGCCUUGCUGCUACUCUGGCACAAAUCUGUUAAAUUCUGGGCUUUAAGAUAAUUUUUCAAAAUACAGCAGACAGUUAAAUGGAGAAACUCUCUUAGAGCCUUAGAUGAAUGCAGCUAUCCUAUUGGGAGUAAUGAUCAUGGUCUAUGCAGUCAGCGUGUGGUUAUGUGGUCAGACUGCCAACAUGAAUUAUUUGUUAUUUUAAAAGCCUAGAUAAAAUUGGGCACUGUGGUAGCAUCUGUCACGCUUCCUUCAGAGUUCAGCAGCACAGGGGAUUUAAUGCCUUUCAUGUCAACCCAUAUCCCCUUAUUCAGUCUCUGGUGCCUCCCAAUUAGUUUUAAAGUUGCCACUGAUGAACUGUUUCUUUGCAUUAUCUGACAAAGUGUAUACACAUGCAAAACAAUAUUGGAUUUGGUCUUUAUUGUAACAAAAAACUCUUGAUUAUACUGUCCCUUCCAGAAGAUUGAUAAUAUAUACAGGUUCGCCACUGAUUUUCCAGCACCUCCUUUAAUGUGGACAAAAUUACGAGAGCAUUGCGUGUGGUGUUUUAUGCUUUUUCGGGACGUGUGCCUCUGUCCUGCAAGAGUUAAUUGUUUACUUCUUUGUUCAUUGUUAGUUCUUUAUUUAAGUUUCUAGCAAUCCGUGGUGCUUUGAAGACAUGGGAGGGGUAUAAUUAGUGAGUUAUGGGUGUAUUGAAUUAUUAUUAUGUGACAUCUGUUGGUCAGGCAAAAUGGAUAAUCCGGCAUCGCUCUGGAAAGAAGGGUGCUGGAAAAUCAAUGGUGUACCUGUAAUUACACUUGGCUUGUAUACCAUUCGUUUCUAUUUUUACUGUUCCUUACAUUGCAACAGUGACUCACAGUGAGACAAAAAUGUGCUAAACUGACAACAAAUGAAUAACACUCCUGAUGAUUUUUAAUCAUUUCGUUGCUAUGGAAACAUUGCUGAGCUAACUCUCUUUUCCCCUUAAAACCCUUUGUUUUGCAUUUAAUUUUACUUUGUGGAUAUAUGUUUGCCAUAAGCCCCCUCAAAAACUUAAAAAAAUAAAAUUUAUGAAAGUAA
Messenger RNA from Leucoraja erinaceus (little skate), 5792 nucleotides. It is a transcript of the gene pask, whose product is annotated as PAS domain containing serine/threonine kinase. The transcript is spliced from 20 exons. The record is from RefSeq and is a predicted model, not a curated record. Gene Ontology annotation, cellular component: cytoplasm; nucleus; cytosol. Bases 150 to 4364 code for a protein of 1404 amino acids. Gene Ontology annotation, molecular function: ATP binding; protein serine/threonine kinase activity. NCBI's taxonomy places the organism in Eukaryota, Metazoa, Chordata, Chondrichthyes, Rajiformes, Rajidae. Gene Ontology annotation, biological process: regulation of DNA-templated transcription; negative regulation of glycogen biosynthetic process; intracellular signal transduction.